Nasonia vitripennis (jewel wasp) is the source of this 1302-nucleotide messenger RNA. RefSeq lists its product as uncharacterized. The record is from RefSeq and is a predicted model, not a curated record. Bases 426 to 875 code for a protein of 149 amino acids. NCBI's taxonomy places the organism in Eukaryota, Metazoa, Arthropoda, Insecta, Hymenoptera, Pteromalidae. The transcript is spliced from 5 exons. Gene Ontology annotation, cellular component: endomembrane system.
UAGUAUUAUUAUAGUCUGCCCGCAGUAGUGUACUCGCGACACCUACGCACGGCGGAGCAACCUGCAAAAACGUAAACAAAGCCGCGACGCGCUCUCCGUAAAUAGCUCUCUAGCCUGAUUAUGUCAGCGAGUACGUCGACAACGAGGCCAAGUAAAGUCAACGGCAGUAGCAUCGUCUGCAUCAGCGAGGCGAAAACCGCGGCGACGACGUCGCUCGACCCGCAGAGCCAGCAGAGCCAGCGGAGCCUCGCCUAACCCGCGGCUAGCAGCAGCGGCAGCCCAGCCAAGCAGGAGUCAUCGUCGACGGCCGAGCGAAUGUCAGUGCGACGCAUCGCACUCUCCCGUUCGUACAGUCUGCUGCGCGAAGGAGGAUGUCCAGCUCGAGCUGAUACUCGCGUCGUCCAGCCUAUAGAUAGAUCGCUUGGAUGGACGUGCUGAUCGGGCUGCAGCAGAGCGUCGCCGCCGACGAUAGCGUCAGUCUCGUUUCCAAGAGCGAGCUCGAUUACAUUCACAAAUUGAGUAUGUCAAGAAGAAAAGGUGUGAGGGAAAGACAAUACGACAACGUGGAUUACACACAGCUCACCGAAACCGACAAUGGUUUCGUGGAUUCACAGUUUGUCUCCCCCCCGAUAAAAAUACCAUGGAAGGCUAUAACAUUGGCAACACUACUAUUUGUUGGAGGUACUGUGAUGCUUGUAACAGGUAGCUUAAUAGUGAGUGGCCAUAUUGAUACAAAGUAUUCCGAUCGGAUGUGGCCAAUUAUAAUUUUGGGGGCUCUCAUGUUCAUACCAGGUGCUUAUCAUGUACGGGUAGCUGUACAAGCUUACCGCAAGGUUCCAGGCUACUCUUUUGACGACAUUCCAGAAUUCGAUUAGGCAAAUAUGUCUACUACAAUUCUGUGUACAUAUAUAUUUUUAACGUCACCAAAAUGUGCUAUUUAAUCGCAUUUGAAAAUUUAAGUUUUGAAGCAUUGCAUUCACAAUUACAAAGUUACUGUUUAUUAAUGUUAUUAAUAAAAUUUCUUUGUAAUUUAUAUCCAUUAUCGUGGCCUAUUACAAAAUGAACCAUACUUUAAUCGUAUAACGAUGAAAUAAAACUGAAUGUCUGUUUAUUUACUUCUACUGUGAUACCAAAAUAGCUUCUUUUUUAUUUUUCCAAUGCGAUAAAUAUACCUCUUACAUGUGAUAAUUCUAACAACUAUUAUUAUGUAAUUUAAUAAUAUAAAAUGAUUUGCACCUUCAAGUUUUGAAGUUUAGAAACUGUAUACAUUUGACAAAAUAAAAAUUAUUAAUUGUUAAUUUU